AUGGAAGCCGAAUACACUCGCCUUGCAGAGACAAUAUGCCAGAAAGCCAAUGCCCACAGCAAGAAGCGCUUCCUAGUGGCCAUCGCCGGCAUCCCGGGAUCCGGCAAGACAACCACCGCAGCCGCGGUCGCCAGGCUUCUAAACACACCACCGUCGCCAAAACGCACUACUCUGCUCUCCAUGGACGGGUUCCAUCUGUCGCGGGCGACGCUGGACCUCUUACCCAAUCGAGAAGAAGCAUAUAUCCGCCGCGGGGCACCUUGGACCUUUGACGCGGCCCGCUUCGUCCAGUUCAUCCGUCGGCUACGGGAUUGGGCUGAUUCGGCGCCCUGUGCCUCUGCGGAGACGAUCUACGCACCCUCUUUUGAUCACGAGGCUAAAGACCCCGUCGAAAAUGGCAUUGCUAUCACCGAUGACGCGGAGAUCGUCAUCAUCGAGGGGAAUUAUUUGCUGCUCGACGAGCCUGAAUGGCGGGAAGUGGCUGCCCUGGUCGACUACCGGGUGUUCGUCGAGAGUGACCUACAGGAAGCGCGAGAACGCGUCGCGCGACGGCAUGUCCUUGCGGGUAUUGAAAAGACGUUGGAGGAUGGAUUUCGGAGGGUGGACCGCAACGAUUACUUGAAUGCGGUUACCAUUCGGGAGAAACUCAUCGCUCCUGAUUUGGUUGUUCACAGCGUGACGGAGCCAACUUGUUAA
Molecule: messenger RNA, 696 nt
Organism: Aspergillus fischeri NRRL 181
Lineage: Eukaryota; Fungi; Ascomycota; Eurotiomycetes; Eurotiales; Aspergillaceae
Product: phosphoribulokinase/uridine kinase family protein
Exons: 1
Coding region: 1-696 (231 amino acids)
Cellular component (GO): cytoplasm
Molecular function (GO): ATP binding; kinase activity
Source: RefSeq, a predicted model, not a curated record